This is a messenger RNA of Triticum dicoccoides, 1098 nucleotides long. Its product is annotated as transcription repressor OFP13-like. The record is from RefSeq and is a predicted model, not a curated record. Lineage: Eukaryota; Viridiplantae; Streptophyta; Magnoliopsida; Poales; Poaceae. The transcript has a single exon. Gene Ontology annotation, biological process: negative regulation of DNA-templated transcription. The coding region runs from base 188 to 895 and encodes 235 amino acids.
CACAACAACGACAGCCACCGCCACGCCCAUCUUCCCUUGCCUUGCUCACACCAAAGGCAUCCUCCCCAUCCAUCCUCUUCCCUUAUUAAAACGAGGAGCCCAUCUCACUCAGCUCCGUCCGCAUCAGCUCCAUCGCCAUUAAUCAUCCUCCGCACGUCAUAAGAAGUGACAAGCAGCAGCAGCAGCCAUGGGCAAGAAGCUCGCCUUUGCCUCCCUCUUCUUUUCUGGCGGCAGCGUCGAUUCCGCCGCCACCGAGAGCCUAUCGCCUCCCUACUCUCCUCCGCCGUCCGUUUCCGCCGUGUCCUCCGGCAGCACGGCCGCCUCCUGGCAAUGGCCCUCCUGCGCGCAGGCCAGGACCGCGUCCUUCGACGGCCGCAGCAGCGUGGAGGCGGAGGCGUCGUCGUCGGCGUGGGCGCGCCGGGACUGCUGCAGGACGACCCGCGUGAUCACGAACCCGGCCUACUGCGACGACGACACGGCCGACAGCUCCUUCUUCUCCGCCACGGGCUCGUCCUCGGCUUCCACUGCGGCGCCGGAGCCGGAGCCCUCGGUCGAGGAGGCGGUAAUCCGCGGGAUCCGGGCGUCGAGCCGGCUCUUCUUCGAGCCCGAGGCGACGAAAUCCAUCGUGACGACGAGCAAGCUGGCGUUCGGUGGGGCGACGGCGCUGGCCAUCGACUCCGCGGACCCGUACGGCGACUUCCGGCGGUCCAUGGAGGAGAUGGUGCUGAGCCGCGGCGGCGGCAGGGGCGAGGACGACUGGGGGUGGCUGGAGGAGAUGCUGGGGUGGUACCUCCGCGCCAACGGCAAGAAGACCCACGGCCUCAUCGUCGGCGCCUUCGUCGACCUGCUCGUCGGCCUCUCCGCCGUCAACAACAAGCAGAGCGGCCGGUGCUAGCUAGGAUCAUCUAAUACCAUGCGUGCGUGCAAUGCGAUUGCUUACGGAAGAAAUUCUGCCACACCAUUGUCCGAUCCAUUGGUGGCAUCAGCAAUUCGAUCGAGUCGAGCGAGAGGUGUAUGCAUGUGUUGUGUUUGUUUGAGAGCAUAUGCGUGUCUGUAGUAUAUGUAUUCUAGACGUUGACUGUUCAAUUAUUUGAUGAU